AAAUUUAAAAAAAUUCAAGAAUUAAAAAUAGAAAUUUUUAAAAGUUUAUGGGUUGAAAAGAUGGUAAAUCCUAAUUUAUUUUAAACAAUUUCAUAAGGUAAAUCCGCAUUAAACGUUUUUUUUACAGAAUGUAUACAUGCAUGCAUGGAAUAACUUUAAUUUUUAAAAUACAUACCCAAAUAAUAUAGAAGGAGACGCGAUUCGACGACAGCAAGCGGGGGAGAGUUAAUCGGCGGCACGCGGCGACGGGGAUGUAGUUUGCGGCAUUGUAAUUGCCUCCAGACGUUGCUUCUGGAAAUAGCUUGGAUGUGGAUAAUGAUGCUUUUCGCCGAAUGGAAAUAGCAUCGCACCGGCUUGAUGAACUUCAACCAGCAAGUGAUGAAGUGAUAUCUCGUAGCAUCACCGGCCUUAAGCUUCAUAUGAUCAUUCAAAUCAUGGAUUUCAACACACUAACCUGCUAUGGCUCCAAGGCCCGAUUUGCCUCUUAAAGUUUUGAUUAGUGAUUGCGCCAUGCCUAUUUUUGUACCAAAGGCAUCCGCUGUGAAUGGAAUGAUGGAUAAACCUUUGUGCAGAAAUUGUUUGGGAAGUGGUGCUGUGCUUUAUGAUAUGUGUGGUGGCACAGGAAAAUGGAAAGCUCUUAACAUGAAGCGAGCUAAAGAUGUUUACGAAUUUACUGAGUGUCCAAAUUGUUAUGGUAUGAACUCCAGUUUCUACUUGACUCCAUUUUUGUUAGCUAUAAGAGGUGAUGAUAAUGGCAUGGUUUAUUCGAAGCACUUUUUAAGUAGCUGUUCUGAAUGGCCUUUGUUGACAUGCUUUUCUGUUAGGUAACCCCAUUAGUAGUUACUAGUUAGUUAGCUCUUUUUUAGUUAUA
Messenger RNA from Glycine soja, 871 nucleotides. Its product is annotated as protein PHOTOSYSTEM I ASSEMBLY 2, chloroplastic-like. The transcript has 5 exons. Lineage: Eukaryota; Viridiplantae; Streptophyta; Magnoliopsida; Fabales; Fabaceae. The coding region runs from base 460 to 828 and encodes 122 amino acids. The record is from RefSeq and is a predicted model, not a curated record.